Stylophora pistillata is the source of this 334-nucleotide messenger RNA. RefSeq lists its product as uncharacterized. The record is from RefSeq and is a predicted model, not a curated record. Gene Ontology annotation, molecular function: protein binding; protein tyrosine phosphatase activity. Lineage: Eukaryota; Metazoa; Cnidaria; Anthozoa; Scleractinia; Pocilloporidae. Gene Ontology annotation, biological process: cell-cell adhesion; protein dephosphorylation.
GUUUUAAGGUUAGAUUGUUUCAACUUUUAGAUGUGAAAUUCUUUAUCUUCUUUUAGGUCAAAGUACAUCGGUAUUGGCCUGCCAACCAGCCCGCGAAUAUCGGAACCUUGGUUGUGGAAAUGACCAAUGAAAUGGUUUAUGAAGAUUAUACAGUGAGAGAGAUAAAACUCACCAACACUAAGGAGAGUGCAUCGCGAGUUGUUCGUCAGUAUCAUUACACUGGUUGGCCUGAUGUCGGCUCCCCAGAGUCUGGUACAGGAUUGAUCGAUCUCAUUGGCCAGGUACAAAGGUGGCAGCAAAAUUCAGGAAACACGACUAUCGCUGUACACUGCAG